AUGGCGAAAGAAUAUCAUGAAGAUAUCAAAGAAUAUCAACAGGAUAUCAAAGAUUUGAAGAAAGCGAAUGAAGUGAGAGAUAAAGCCCAUGAAGCAUUGGUGGUGCAAGUGGGUCAAUUAGCGGAGGAAUUAGCCCAAAUUAAACGCGAGCGGGAGGUUUUGGCCAAUGGUACAAUAGUAGAUGGUGAUGUGGUGGAAGAGGUUAUCGAUCUUCCCGAGCAAGAAAAUGGAUGUUUGAACCAAGCGGAAGACAUCAUACCGCGAGACGAGUCGGAUCCGAAAGAUGCCCACGUUCAUAUCCAUCCUUCUCCCAUACUUAUCACUCCAACCAACAAAGUUGGGGAUGCGGGUUCGGCCGAGGCUAAGACUGGUGCUACUUCUGGUGCUGAGAUUAGAGGAAAAGGAUAUAUGGGCACCCUGCCCAAAUGUGAUGUGUGUCAGUUUCAUCACACUGAUCGAUGCAGAGCUGGAAAAUGUGAAACGUGCGGAAAAGUUGGCCAUGCCAAAGAAACAUGCUGGUAUGGUGCCGGUCGUGGGAAUAAUGGUGGUCAGAGAGGUAGUGGUAAUGGUAAUGGCAAUGGAAACCGUGGUAGAAACAGUAAUGGGAAUAGGAAUAAUCAAGGAGGUAAUGGUAAUCGUGGUGGUUCUGGAAACCAAACUGGUAAUGGAAACCGCAACCAAAACAACAACCAGGGCGGUACUGGAAACAAGAAAGGAUGUUUUAGUUGCGGAGAUGUCGGGCAUUUCAAGCGAGAUUGCCCAAAGAACAAUCAAGCCCAAGGAAGAGUUUUCAACAUUGGAGCUAGGGAAGCUCGCCAGGAUCCAAAUGACAAGUUAUGA
Helianthus annuus (common sunflower) is the source of this 840-nucleotide messenger RNA. RefSeq names its product cold shock protein 1-like. The record is from RefSeq and is a predicted model, not a curated record. Gene Ontology annotation, molecular function: zinc ion binding; nucleic acid binding. Lineage: Eukaryota; Viridiplantae; Streptophyta; Magnoliopsida; Asterales; Asteraceae. Bases 1 to 840 code for a protein of 279 amino acids. The transcript has 2 exons.